AGCUGUUUACAGAAAAAGAACAAAUUUUAUGGACAAGUUUUAUAAAAAUUCUAAUCACAAUCAAUAACGUUGUACCUUUACAUCAUUAAUUUUAUAUUUUGUAUAACAUUAUGCUUCGUCUUUUUCGUUUGUGACUUCAUGUUCAUGAUAUUCUUGAUGACAAAACAUAUGACAUGAAAUCAAAAAAUUGUUAACCUCCUUAAUUUUAAGUCGGUUAUAAAGAAAGCUAUUGUCAGAAAGUAGAAAUGUCAACAACAAAUAUCUAAAUCUUUUAUUUCCAUUUUUGCAACUCCCGACCAAUAUUUUCUGGAAAUAUUACUGAUAUCUAACACUAAAGGAACCUAUAACACAAAUGCAAUGAAAAAAAUUGGAAAAAUGCAAUUUUGAUGAGGAAAUCAACUUAACCAAAAAAAUGGCUGAUGUAAAACAUUUAAUAAAUGAAUGGUUGACUGAAUACGCGUCAUUACAAGACCAUGAAAUAAAAAGCUUUGCAGCAGAACAUGAACACAAUCACGAAAUAGCAACGGCAAUAUUCAAUCUACUGUACAACGAAGACGAGGCAGAAGGAAAUGCAUCAAAAUCUAAUGUUGAUCCACAGUAUGAACAGCUGUUAGAAAGUGUCUGCACCCAACUGUUUAGCUUCUACAGGUCAAAAGAAGUGGAGCUCCAAAGAUUCACUCUGCAGUUUGUCCCAACCCUUAUUUACACCUAUUUAAGUUCUGUAGCACAAACCAGCAAAAAGACCUACAGAUGCAUUGAAACUCUACUUAUUGGUUUAUACAAUUAUGAAGUGGUAGAUGAAACUGGAAAACCAAAAGUUGUUUCCUUCAGGUUGCCAUCUUUAGCUCAAGCAUCUAUUUAUCAUGAGCCAUUGUCUCUAGGGCCACAGUUUCUGACAGAGAGUGCAUUGCGCAGAUGGGAAGAAUGUAAUACUAAACUAGUGAGUUGGGGCCCCCUGCCCCAAGUGGAAAUGAUUGAUGCCGAGAAUAGACUAAAUGUCAUGGCCGCGCUUUUAUUCAUAUACAACCGCCAAAUCAGUGUUCUACCUAAACUUGCACUCAGAAACUUUUGUAUUGCAACCUCCAGAAUGGUCACCCAAGGAUUCCAAAAAAAAGCACCAGGCACCAAAUCUAUACAAAGGAUACCAAUGUCUGCAAGCUUUAUGUUAGAGUUGAUCCAGGGCAUAUAUUUUGCCAUGUUCAAUGAGUUUUACACUUUGGCCCUGCAAGCUAUAAAAGACAUAGAUAUGAGAGCGCAAUAUGAAUUGCUUCCAGAAGUAAUGCUAGUUACUAGUGCUGUGAUAAAUUCUUUGAAAAAUAGUUCUACAGGUCAACCAUGUGAUGGGCCACUAGGCAUUAGUGUGGCAUUAUCCCCAGCUACAACUUCAGUUACCAUGUCCAAAUCAAUGAUCACAAAUGCCUCAUUUCGUACUAAGAAAUUACCAGAUGACAUUCCAAUACAAGCUGGCCAAGUGGUGCCGUCCGACGGCGCGGACAUGCUCACCUCCAUCACGGAGGAGGGCGAGACGGACUCCACGCCAAUGCAGCGCGGCGGCGGCGCGCGCAGCUCCAAGUCCAAACUCGGCUCAUUCCCCGUCCUCGGAAAAAAAUCCAAAGAAGGAAAAGACAAAGCAUCUACCAGCGAGAAAAAGGUUACCUUGAAGGAUUCUUCGAAAGGUUUAUGGAACUCCUUGAGUGGUGGCGGUGGCGAUAUGGUAGACGCGCAAAAAACCAGCGGCACGGACAGCUCGAUCGAAGCUAAUGGUAGUAUUAAAGACGAAAAGAUAUCGAUGACGUCAGUUCUAAACAGUACGGAGAACUCGGACUCCCGGUCGCAAGUGACGUCCGACUCCCUCGACAUAGAGACGACGCCUCGUUUUACCGCCAUGCAAGUCAGUUCCGUAUAAUUUAUCUAAGGCUUCCAGUUUCUCGUUGUUACGUGCUGUACGGUGAAUGUUACUAGUCUACAAAGAUAUUCUGUUGAAUGGUGGUAGAAUGAUUUAUGGUAAUUUUAGCAAAUUAAUGGUUAUGGUUCAAGAUGAAGUAUGUACUUAUCAUGUGAGUUUUAGAGUGGUACUGGAUAUGAAUUAACCCAGUUGAAUCUGAAUUUUCUCUUUGUUUUUAUACAAUUUAACGGCAACAAUUCUAGUGUUUCCGCUGCGACACCGGCAGUGUUCAGCUGAUCGCCGGGUUCAUUACAUUGCACUAAUUAAAUCUUAUUUAUAAUAAAUUACUGCCGUAAAAACAACAAUAUAAAUAAUCCUCACAAAACCGAGAUACCUUACUUUUUGCUUACAUAUUAUAAAAAUAUUUAUGAUGAGUACCUACAUGUUACUAGGAAAAAUUAACGAUGUUGUUGUUUUAAUUUAUAACAAAGUUUAACUUGAUUAAAGAUAUCUUCAUACUGUUCCAA
Pectinophora gossypiella (pink bollworm) is the source of this 2412-nucleotide messenger RNA. It is a transcript of the gene Hyccin, whose product is annotated as hyccin. Gene Ontology annotation, cellular component: plasma membrane. The transcript is spliced from 8 exons. The record is from RefSeq and is a predicted model, not a curated record. The coding region runs from base 413 to 1906 and encodes 497 amino acids. Lineage: Eukaryota; Metazoa; Arthropoda; Insecta; Lepidoptera; Gelechiidae. Gene Ontology annotation, biological process: protein localization to plasma membrane; phosphatidylinositol phosphate biosynthetic process.